AUGCACCGCGCCGUUUCCUUUCUAGUCAUUUUCUUCUGGAUUUCGUUUUCGAUCGACAACGGAGCAGCACAACAAUGCAAUUGUCAGUUGUCGUGCGAUCAACGAAGAUGUCCGGAUUCGACAUGGAAGAAGUUUACGAGAACCAACGGACACGUCGUUUGCUUUAAGCCGGUGGAAAAAUCGAUGGAUUUUUUAACGGCUCUUACUUAUUGUGUGCAAUUGGUUGGAAAUGGUACAUUGAUGGGAAUCGAGAACCAGGAGGAGUUGGACUAUGUGAAGCAGCUCGGAAAAAAAUGGUAUCACAUUGGCGCGUACCGGAACCAGGACUGCAAUGCGAACCAGACAGAGCUUCUGAAGCGUCCUGAAUGCACGACUGACAAGAUGUUCCAAUUCUUUGAUGGUGUAACAAAAGGAACGUUCUUGUGGAAUAACCAUUGGAUAGAAGAGAAUCCGAAUUCAUACUACCGCAAUGGCGAGUACGAAAGUACUGUAGCGAUAUACGAUGGAUUGGUGGGAGAUUGGAGUAACGCUGAUGUUCUUCAAGGAGCUCUCUGCGGUGUCACGAUCUGCUAA
Molecule: messenger RNA, 573 nt
Organism: Caenorhabditis bovis
Lineage: Eukaryota; Metazoa; Nematoda; Chromadorea; Rhabditida; Rhabditidae
Source: the annotation of a GenBank genome assembly